Fundulus heteroclitus (mummichog) is the source of this 3511-nucleotide messenger RNA. Its product is annotated as acyl-CoA dehydrogenase family, member 8. The transcript is spliced from 11 exons. The record is from RefSeq and is a predicted model, not a curated record. Gene Ontology annotation, molecular function: acyl-CoA dehydrogenase activity; flavin adenine dinucleotide binding. Gene Ontology annotation, biological process: lipid metabolic process. Lineage: Eukaryota; Metazoa; Chordata; Actinopteri; Cyprinodontiformes; Fundulidae. The coding region runs from base 30 to 1289 and encodes 419 amino acids.
CACCCGGUGUUGUAACCGUGGAGGUAAACAUGGCCGCCCUCGGACCUCUGUCAAGAACAGCCCGGCUCGGUUGCAACCUCUGUCGGAACCACCGCUUGGUUUUUAACAGAAACCUUCAGAGACGAGGAAUAGCUUCGUGCAUUGACCCUUCAUAUGGACUCUCAGAGGAGCAGAAGGAGUUUCAGAAAGUGGCCUUUGACUUCGCAGCCAAUGAAAUGGCUCCACACAUGGCCGAGUGGGACCAAAAGGAAAUCUUCCCAGUGGAGACGAUGCGGAAAGCUGCCCAGCUAGGAUUCGGUGGCAUCUACGUGCAGCCAGAGGUCGGGGGGUCAGGCCUCUCUCGUCUGGACACGUCGAUCAUUUUCGAGGCUCUGUCCACGGGCUGCGUCAGCACCACGGCGUACAUUAGCAUCCACAACAUGUGUGCCUGGAUGAUUGACACCUUUGGGAAUAAUGAGCAGAGAGAGAGGUUCUGCCCUGACCUCUGCUCCAUGGAAAAGUUUGCCUCCUAUUGUCUGACUGAGCCAGGCAGCGGCAGCGACGCAGCUUCACUCAUCACAUCGGCGCAGCUCAAAGGGGACCAUUAUAUCCUAAAUGGCUCCAAGGCUUUUAUCAGUGGGGGAGGAGACACCGACGUGUAUGUUGUGAUGUGCAGAACAGGAGGGAAAGGACCUAAAGGAAUCUCAUGCUUAGUGGUGGAGAAGGGGACGCCGGGCCUCAGUUUUGGCAAAAAGGAGAAGAAGGUGGGCUGGAACUCUCAGCCUACCAGGGCUGUGAUAUUUGAGGACUGUGCCGUCCCAGUGACCAACCGGCUCGGCGCUGAAGGACAGGGCUUCAACAUCGCCAUGAAGGGCCUGAAUGGAGGCAGGAUUAAUAUCGCUUCCUGUUCUCUGGGAGCGGCACACGCCUCUGUGCUGCUGGCGAGGGAUCACCUACUGGUGCGCAAGCAGUUUGGAGAGACGCUCGCCAAUAACCAAUUUCUGCAGUUCAAGCUGGCAGAAAUGGCCACCAAGUUGGUUGCGUCUCGCCUUCUGGUGCGCGAGGCUGCCACGGCGCUGCAGCAGAGCCGAGCUGAUGCCGUCUCCCUCUGCUCCAUGGCCAAGCUUUUUGUGACAGACGAGUGCUUCAAUAUCUGCAACCAGGCUCUCCAGAUGCACGGCGGCUACGGUUACCUGAAGGACUACGCCGUGCAGCAGUUUGUGCGAGACAUCAGAGUCCAUCAGAUUCUUGAGGGAACCAACGAGGUGAUGAGGAUGAUUAUUUCCCGAAAUUUGCUCACGGAGUCGUGAUAAAUCUUUUCUCCUGGGUGUUCAGUGGACCACGUAGUUGUGGUUCUUGAUUGAUUGUUACCGUGUGGCGGGUCCGGAAUUGCUCUCUGCAUCAUACUUCUUCCAGUUUUAGAGGAAAUCAUCACAGUUGGUGGAAACGGGUCUUAUUUUUGUAGUAAAACACCAGAUCACCUGUCAGAUUUGUAGCUGUGACACGGGAAGAAAUUGAGAUUAAUGCACCUGCUUUAACAGCAGUGCUUAUCAAUAACUCAUCAAUAACUCAUCAAUAACUGCAUUGAUGUUCAUGUAUCAAAUCCAAAGACAUGGAUUAAAGCAACCAGAGUGGUUUAGUUAUCACAUUUUGGCCACUCGGUUUAGCCUUGUUCCACAAAAGGGAGUAUUUGUGAUUUAUCCGCCUAAGUAAAACAUUUCCAGACACCAAAUAAAAAAAAAAACCAAGUCAACAAAAACUGUUCCCCUGCUCAUGGAUUGUGUAAAGUAAUGCACAGAUAUGUUUUUAAAAGGUCAAGAUUUAAUUUCUAGAGCACUCCUACUAAAUAUAAGUUCAGAUAUUUUAAUAGUUGAAGGCUAGAGUUACUCUGAUGUCACCAUUUUAUACAAAGACCUCAAAGCUUUACCACACUGAACUGGAGGUACGUUUCAACUUCACAAAGCUUUUCAAGAAACCAGGGAGGCUUUCUGGGUUUAUGAUUUACUUCCCCUCCUCUCUACUGCCUCAACCAGAGCAAAACCAGAUUAUUCUGAUAAAGAUUUAGAAAAUGCUUCCUGGUAGGAAGGUAGAUGGUACCCUGAAACUUAAGGGUGUUAGGCAUUAUGUUUCAGUCACUCCAGUUUAAGAUAAUCUAGAGUUCAUGCAUUCUGUCAGCUUGAGCUAAAAUAGAUUUUACUGUCUAGACUGUCUGUGUGGUCAGAGGCAGUUAGUCGUUCAAAGUAAUUUUUAGGGUUUUUGCUGUGAAAAUCAGUGCCUAGUGUCAGAACUUAAAUCAAGAUUUUGACUAGGCCACUUCAACACCUUUAUUUGGAACUGUUUAUUUUAUUUGCCAUGUAGACGUGGACAUGACGUUGUGCUAUGGAUUAUUGUCCUGUCGGGCAUCCAACAUGUGCCCAAGUUUAGGAUGGCUAGACAACCUUCUUUAGGAUUUUCCUGUAGAGAGCAGACAUCAUGCUAACAGGAAAUGACAAUACCACCAUCAUGUUUGACUGUAGGUGUGGUUGAUGCUCUUUUGUAAAAGGCUGGUGUUUUAUGGUAGAUGUAACUUACACUUUCCAAAAAGUUCAACUUUAGUCUCGUAAGUCCAUUAAAUACUGGAAAAAGUCUUGGUUUAUGAAGAUAAAUUUAGGAAAUGUGAGAAGUGCCUUUUUGGUUUAGGAGUAGUUCCGUUCUCCGUUUGUGGAUGACAGCUCUCGCUGUGGUUCACUCGUAACGCCUUCCUGGCUGAUGGCUGUCAAACACUCUGGUUCUCUCAUCUUUUACGGAACCUCUUCAGACCGGAACAUCAUUUGCUACAUCUGGGACCGUUUGGCCUACUUCAUGUUGUCAGACAGGUUCUGUUUAUGUGAUUUUUCUAGUUCUGCAGGUCUGGCAGUACCCAUGCCUGGGAAGUCGUGAAUUUGAACAGUGAUUUUCCAAAAUGUCGUUAAUCACAGUUAAAUAUUUAACCUAGGUGUUAAUCACUCUUUCCACAUAUGGCCAGGGUGGUUUUAAUGACAUUUUUGCCUUGAUCACAUGAUCAUUAUCUUUAUCAAUUUUUAAAAUGGAUUUGAUAUAAAAGUCUAACAAAUAAGCCAAGACAAGGAAAUCUGUACAAAGGUAACUCUUCUUUUUUUAACCGAAAUAUAGAUUGAUUUUUUUUAACUGUAUUAAGCUGUAUAGUAUGGAGAAGCAAGUCAGGGUGAAGGUUCAUGGAAAUUAAGUUGUGGCGGAUAAAGGUUCAGAGUAGCAAUGAAUUGCUGAGUUAUGUACACUUUGUAAUGAUACAAUGAAUAGUAUAUUCUCUGUUACAAAUUACUUUUUAUAAAAAAAAAAAUUAGAUCUGUCUCUAAAACGUUUGAAAAGAGUCGAUAAUGUUUUUCACUCUCAUGCAGCCUCCGUAUUUCUGUUCCCAGGUGGCUCUCCGUGUCCCGCGUAACUGCAUUAUGUUAUUUCUACACAGAUUACUGGUUUGCUGUCAGCAGAGGGUCAUGUUUGCACUCUGAAAUAAAACAUUUUAAAUAUCCUAAAA